AUGAACCCAGGUAUAAGGGAAGAAAUUAUGAACCCAGGUAUAAGGGAAGAAAUUAUGAACCCAGUUAUAAGGGAAGAAAUUAUGAACCCAGGUAUAAGGGAAGAAAUUAUGAGCCCAGGUAUAAGGGAAGAAAUUAUGAACCCAGGUAUAAGGGAAGAAAUUAUGACCCAGAUUAAAGUAGGAGAGUACAUGAGAGAAGGAACUACCUUAACGUUCGAUGGUCACUGUGUUUCUGUCAUCAAAAGGGAACACUUCCCACACUUUAUUGUGUCAUCUAUACAGGUAACAAAGGCUGGAGUGAGUCGUAAUGUUCAACACUACCAAUAUACCAGUUGGCCAGAUUAUGAUAUACCAAAUGAGGCCAGUUCUUUAGCUCAAAUGAUCCGACACUUCCAAAGAAGUCACUGUACAGGUGGCACUGUUGUCCACUGCUCAGCAGGCAGUGCCAGAACAGGAACAGUUCUCCAGGUACUUCUUAUGUACGAAAUGAUUACAAUCAAAAGAAACUUCAAUCCUCUUGAGGCAGUUAAACACCUGAGGGAGUGCCGAGCUCAGCUUGCUGACAGUCAAGUACAUUACAACUUUAGUCUACAGGUCCUUGAUGAGAUUCUCUUCGGUGAAGACACCAUUGUAACUGCACAAGAUCUUCUGCGUUCCUUGGACAGUUAUUUAAAAAACAGUUCAGCUGAGUUUAUUAGGAUGAAAGCAUUGCCUUCCCCACUCACGUACAAAGGUUCUUCUAAUCCGCGCUUUCUCUCAAUGAAUAGAAAUAUUUCAGUAUUACCUGCAGACUUCCAUCGAGUACAACUACAGACGGAACAUGGACAACCAGAGUCCCAGUAUAUCAAUGCUGUGACCUUAACUGGCAUUCACAAAGAAGCACUGAUAGUUACUGAACAUCCUCUGCCUGUCACUCUCUCAAAAUUCUGGAGACUAGUGGUGGAGAAAAGCUGCUCCCUUGUGCUGCUCUUAAAUACUUUUGAUAAGCAAAUCAAGGAAGAGUUUCCUGACAUAAUACCUGAUGUGGAAGACACAUGGACUCUUGGAGACUUCAACAUCCAGGUGCAAGAAUCCCAGCCUUAUGGAAACUAUCUUAUCCAGUACACUGUAAACAUUACAGACUUAAAGGUCAUCCACUCCUGCGCUGCCAUACACGGCAAUAUAUGCAACCGCAUGCAUACGCACCCAUACCUCAAUGAACCCACUUGCCUACUUCCUUACUACUAA
This is a messenger RNA of Cherax quadricarinatus, 1227 nucleotides long. Lineage: Eukaryota; Metazoa; Arthropoda; Malacostraca; Decapoda; Parastacidae. The record is from RefSeq and is a predicted model, not a curated record.